CCGCGCGCCUCGGACCGGUAUGGCGGUGUCUGUGCUCCAACCCGGCACACACACUGAGCUCACACACACUGAUAACACACUUUGAGGACACACUCUGAACACACACACACUCUGAGCGCUCCGCUCCAUCACUGCUCCGCGCGCCUCUCCGGUACUGACGGAUUACUGCUGAGCCGGUGCCUUUGGUUUCCUCCCACUGUGACUUCAGCACUACCACUGUCCCCGCUCCCCCACCCCAUAUACCGACUGGGAGGUCUGCAGCAACCUUUGAAGGCUUCAGGUCAGCGGCGGGUGGAGAGAUGAAGACGUGCUGCCUGAUCCUGGCGGUGCUGCUGCUCCCCAGCAUCCAAGCAGUGUGUCCUGAUAAGGAGCCAGGACUGCAGACAUGGAUGCCCGGGCACAGCGAGGACCACCGUGUUACCAUCGGUUACGGCAGGAAGGUCCUCCUCACAACUUCAGCCACAGUCCACUCCAUUGAGAUCCUCAGUGGAGGAAAGCUGGUGAUUGCUGACACCAACAGGGCCAUACUGCUGCGAACAAAACACAUUCUGAUUGGGAACAAAGGGGAGCUGCACAUUGGAAGCAGAGACUGUCCUUAUAAAGGCAACCUCACCAUCUCCCUUUUUGGAAGAUUGGAUGACAGUGAUAAGGAUCACAGCUACUUUGGAAGAAAGUACAUUGGCGUGGGGACAGGAGGGACCUUAGAGAUCCACGGACAAAAGAAGCUGUCGUGGACGUUCCUCAACAAGACUCUGCACCCUGGAGAGAGCAACCAGAACAACUACCUGUUCCAGAGAAGCUGGGGCAGCAGAGGCAUCAUUAUCCACGCCAUUGACCCAAAAACCGGAGAGGUGCUGCACAAUGACAGGUUUGACACGUAUCGCAGUAAGGAUGAGAGUCGGCGACUUGCUAAGUAUGUGGAUGGUGUGGGGGCGGGGCUUAUUCUGGCCUUGAUGGUCAAUGAUGAGGGCUCCAACAACCUGGAGGACUCGGCCAAGAAAAUCCUUUUUAGACUGGGCAGCCAACACAUCAACACUCUGGGAUUUCGACAUCCUUGGACCUUUAUAGUCAAAAAGGGAGACCCUACCUCUGCUGUGGAGAGUCACGCUUCCUAUCAAGGGACCAAGGCCUCCUCAGAGGCUCGGAGCACUCAUGUUUUCCGGUCAAAUUAUGGGGAGCAGUUUACUAUUACCACCAGCAGCCAGUGGGUGCAAGAGGCAGAGUGGACCGAGUGGUUUGACAGGGACGAUGAGAGGGGCUCUGGAGACUGGGAGAAAUUGUCCGACCUGCACGAAGCUUACCCAGACAAACUGUGCAGCAGUCCUCUCGACAUCCAGGCUGAGACCCAUGAUGGCAUAGCGGCCAACCAGACGGGAGAUGAGAUCCAUAAGAAUGAUAAGGACUACGGCUUUGUCUGCCUCAACAAAGACCAGACUCAUGGCCUCUGUCGCAACUACAGAGUUCGCUUCCUCUGCGGAAAGCUGGUUCGUCCUCAGGCCUCCGUCUCCAUCGACAUGUUGUCCAACAGCAGCAUCCUUGAGCUGGCGGACGAACCGCAGGGCUGGAGGUCCGGGGAUCGUGUGGUGGUCGCCAGCACUGACUACUCCAUGCACCAGGCGGAAGAGUUCCCCCUGAUGCCCUGCUCCAGCUGCACAUCCAACCAGGUCAAGGUCCAAGGUAAGGCCAAGUUCAUCCACAUGGGUGAGGAAGUAGACGGGGUGGACAUGAGGGCAGAGGUGGGCCUGCUGAGUCGUAACAUCCUCAUCCGUGGUGAGAUGGAGCCCGGCUGCUACGGCAACGAGGCCUGCAACUUCUUCGACUUCGAUACUUUCGGUGGACACGUGAAGGUGGAGCGGGGCUUCCGGGCGGUCCAUAUAUCCGGGGUGGAGCUGCAGCACAUGGGCCAGCAGACAAUGGGACACUACCCGGUUCAUUUCCAUAUGAACGGAGACGUGGAUGAGAGGGGAGGCUACAACCCCCCCACAGCUGUCACCGACCUGUCCAUCCACCACUCCUUCUCCCGCUGUGUCACCAUCCACAGCUCCAACGGAUUGCUGGUGAAGGACGUGGUGGGCUACGACACGCUGGGCCACUGUUUCUUCACCGAGGACGGUCCAGAGGAGAGGAACACGUUCGACCACUGCCUGGGUCUGAUGGUGCGAGCUGGGACUCUGCUGCCUUCAGACAGAGACAGCAAAAUGUGCCGACACAUCACCGAAGGAGCGUACCCAGGAUAUGUAGCCAACCCGCGGCAGGACUGCAGCGCCACUUCAACUUUCUGGAUCGCCAACCCCAAUAACAACCUCAUCAACUGUGCUGCUGCAGGCUCCGAGGAAACAGGUUUCUGGUUCAUCUUCCACCAUGUCCCCACUGGUCCCUCAGAGGGCCUGUACUCUGCUGGACGCACUGAACACACACCAAUGGGCCAGUUCACCAACAACAGAGCGCAUUCCAACUACAGGGCUGGAAUGAUCCUUGAUAAUGGAGUAAAGACCACCCAGGCCAACGACAAGGACAAGAGACCCUUCCUGUCUCUGAUUGGAGCCAGGUAUGGCCCCCACCAGGAUGCCGACCCCUUCAAACCCAGGGUCCCGGCUCUGAUCCACCACUUUGUAGCCUAUAAGAACCAGGACCAUGGAGCCUGGCUGAGGGGAGGUGACGUGUGGCUGGAUGACUGCCAAUUUGCUGAUAAUGGCAUCGGCCUCACUCUGGCGAGUGGAGGGACGUUCCCGGAUGAUGACGGCUCUCGUCAGCAGGUGAUAAACUCUCUGUUUGUGGGUGAGAGUGAGAACCGCGGGAUGCCCGUCCCUGACAGCAGGAUCUGGGGCCCUGGGGGUUCCGACCACACCGGCAGAACGCUGCCACGCGGCGUUGAUUUCCCAAUCCGAGGCAUGCAGAUCUAUGACGGGCCCAUCAACAUGCAGAACUGCACAUUCCGGAAAUACGUGGCUUUGGAUGGACGGCACACCAGCGCUUUCGCCUUCCGGCUCAACAACUCAUGGCAGAGCUGCCCCAACAACAACGUCACCGACAUCACCUUUGACCACGUACCUAUCACGUCUAGGGUGUUUUUCGGGGAGCCGGGUCCCUGGUUUAACAAGAUGCAGAUGGACGGGGACAAGACGACCAUUUUCCACGACAUGGAUGGCUCGGUCAGCGAGUAUCCCGGAGCCUUCCUGGUGAAGGAGGACAACUGGCUGCUGCGGCACCCCGACUGCAUCGACGUGCCCGACUGGAAGGCCGCCAUCUGCAGCGGCCACUACGCUCAGAUCUAUGUCCAGACCCGUAACCCUGCCAACCUGAACAUGCACAUAGUGAAGGAUGAGUACCCUGACCGGCCGCUGACUCUAGAGGGCGCUCUGGGCAAGAAGAAGCACUACCAGCAGUUCCAGCCCGUGGUCACACUGGCCAAGGGCUACACCAUCCACUGGGACCAGGCGGCGCCUGCUGAGGUCACCAUCUGGCUUAUCAACUUCAACAAGAACGACUGGAUCAACGUCGGCCUCUGCUACCCACAAGGCACCAACUUUACCGUGAUCGCCGACAUCCACAACCGCCUGACCAAGCAGACCCGCAAGACCGGCGUCUUCAUGAGGACCACGCAGAGGGACAAGAUCAACCACUCCCAGCUGGCCCGAGGAUACUACUACUGGGAGGAGGACACUGGCCUGCUCUUCCUGAAGGCUAAGGCUCAUAACGAGAGGGAGCAGUUUGCCUUCUGCUCUGCAAAGGGCUGUGAGAGGGUGAAGAUCACCGCCGUCAUCCCCAAAGGCAGCCCCCCCAGCAACUGCAUGGCCCAGACCUACCCACGACACGCUGAGAUGCCCGUUGUGGAUGUACCAAUGCCCAAAAAAAUACCUAACGCCAGGCUGCAAUCACCAGAACACUUCCUGGAAGUCAUUCUGGAGUCCUACAGCACGCGGUUCUUCCACAUCAAGGAGGACUUUGCCUUUACUGAGGUGAACGGCAAGAAGAUGUACCAACCAGAGGACGGGGUGCAGCUGACAGUAAUUGACGGGCAUGAUGGGAAGUUGGUGGAGAACAAAGGCUUCAGGAACGCCAUCUUACAGGGCAUCCCUGCACAGAUCGACAACUACGUCAGCGGGCUGAGAGACGGUUCCAUCGUCCUUGUCACGUCCAAGGGCAGACUGGUGACCCGAGGACCGUGGACCAGAGUCCUGGAAAAACUUGGAGCAGACAAAAGUUUCAAAUUGAAAGAUAAACUGGCUUUCGUGGGCUUCAAGGGCUCCUUCCACCCUGACUGGAUCAAUAUGGAAGUACACUCUGAGCGAGCCAAGAUCCACCAGGUGCUGCCCAUCCCUGUGGUCCACAAGAUGAAGCUAUGAGAGUGGGGAGGAUCACCAAGAGACUUAUGUAGCCCCCAGGAGAUUUUAAACACAAUUCCAUCCCCACCACCACCUCCUAUCCCCCCCAAAAAAUGCACCCACUUACACAUACACGCUGCCAGCACUGCAGAGUCAGUUGUCCAGGAUCAGUGGAGUUUUUUUAUUUUCAGUUUGGCGGUGAGAAAGAAUGAUGUGAUUUGGUGUGACGUAAAGGGGAUGAAGGAGCUGUGUCAGAGUGGGUAAGAGAUUCAGUAGAGGGAUUCAAGGUUCAACACAUUCUCUGGUGGCCAUAUUGGAUGCUAUCAGCUAAGCUAACAGUGGCACAGUACAACCAAGGAAGCGUGUUGGCCGCAGAAGCACAUUUUUCGUAGUGGCCAAACGGUGGCACUACAUCUGUUAGACCUUGAUGACGUUGACCCCAAAAAAAAAAUGUCCAUGGACUUGAACUACCCAGUACAACCACUUUUAUAGUCCUUAAAUCAUAACUGUCCAAAAGUUAUAAGGUGUUAAAAGCUGAAGCCAGAGUUGUAUUCCCUCUAUUCAUUUGACUGAGCUGAGAGCAAGAGAUCGGGGGCUUAAAGACAACUCAAGUACUCUAUGGGUUAGAGUCGCCGGAUGACCUGGGUACUCUCUGAAUCUCCUGUCGCCCCAUUUUGGGGCUUAAUGCGCCACUGAGUAACUUUAAAAAGAAUGAACGGGGUCUUACAUCUGCCGGUGUUUUCCAGCUCUCUUUAUACAUCCAUGGAACAGACAUUAAUAGGAAUUAUUCAUUGGUUUUCCAUUACAUUUCAUUGUCAUGGACAACUUUAACAUUGACAAUGAAAUGUAAUUAACUAACUCCUCUAAAGAUGCACCUUGUAAAGCUUUGCAGAAAAAAACGUAGACUGUCCUCUGACUUACUUCACCAUUAAUUUACCCCCGCAGUCUGACAUCUAUAGCCACAAUGUGAAUACCCUUUGGGGUCAGAGUUAGAAAGAGCUGUUUAUGGUUGAGCUUUGCAUGUAAUGAUGUAGUUCAUACGAUGUGUUGUUUUUGACCUGUCUAAAUGCAAAAUGGUAGUCCUUAGAAGGAGGGUGAAGAAUUUAAGAUUAAGAUUCAACUUUAUUGUCAUUGCACAGAGUACAAGUACUAGGACAACGAAAUGCGGUCUCUGCAUUUGACCCAUCCUAGUGUUAGGAGCAGUGGGCUGCCAUUAUGUACGGCGCCCGGGGAGCAGUGUAGGUAACCAGUGUCUUGCUCAGGGACACCACGGUGGCACUUGGUCUUUCGGGGACUUGAACUGGUGACCUUCCAGUUCCCAGGCCAGCCCCCUAUGGACUUCGCCACCACCGCCCUUUGCAGUUUGAUGUGAUAGUAUUGAAAGUGUGGAUAAACACACACACUUUUGGCCAUUCUCUUCUGAAAGGCAUUAAUGUCUAGAACAGAAAUGAGUGAAGAAUGAUAAAGACUCACUGUUCUGCAAACACCAGGUCAGUCACUGGUGGAAUUGGAGGUGAUUGUCGGUUGUUGAAAGUCACAAACAGCAUGUAGGGAGAUUAGAACACGGUGUGACCAUCAAACCUUAUUUGCAGCAUACUGAUGGAACAGUUAUACGACGCUGUGAGACGAAUGAAGUCAUUGUGUGAAGAAUGAAAAAAGAGAACUUGAGAGAAAUGUGAGAGACGGUAGGAUUAGGUCAUGGGUGUUUUACAUUCCAAAUUGGGGAAGACAUUGGUACGUUGAGAGUACAAUGCUCAAUGAGAGAUUGCACUAAUAGAGCAAUGUAAAACCAAUAGGUUGAAGUUGUUUGAGGGGUGGGUGGGGGGAUUCAGACACGGAGGUCCUCCUGGGAUCCCCUGUGACAUGUAAAAAUUGGAAAGUUGCUCCAACCAAUAGCAAAUAUCUGUUUCAAUUUACUCUAUCCAACAUCCUACCAAUCAUAUACAAGUAUUUGUAUGAGCAGAAAACAUGAUGCCACACAGAUGAAGUCAGAGUAGAGGCCGAUACAAUUGCCAUAAAUGUUCCGCCCCUUGGCCUAUCACGUACAAUGUGUUUGAGCGCUAUCCAAUAGCAGAACGAUUGUUACAUAGUGAUGUCAUUAUGUUACAGAAGUAAAUAAAGGAGUCCAAUUGAGGCGUUUCAGGCAGAGGGUAGAGAAACUCCCUCUGGAGAUAACGCAGGGAUUUCAGCCUUUGCAGGCCAUUUACAUGCACUAAAACCUAACACACUACAGGAAAGAGAAACCCCAAUCGAUAAUGAGGCCUCUUUAAAUGCAGGACCUUGACUUGAGUAUUUCUAAAACUGUGGUCUAACUUCUUUUAAUACAGUAAAAGAGCUGAGUACUAUGUCUCAUAACGGCAACAAAUAGUUCUCUGUGAAGUAGAAUCUGUUUUUAUAGUUUAACAAUGACUCACCUUUCCAAGCAGCUUGAGUCCAGUUUGUUCUGGACCAAUCUGACAGUUAGCACAGCAGUCUAAACACACUGAACCAACCGGAGACUGUUUGGAAUAAUAGCCGUCUUUAAUGGUUCGUCUUUUUUGCAAUGUAAUAUUCAAAAGAUACAUCACUGCUGAAUUGAAAACAAAUAGUUGUAUUAUUGAGGUUUCAGAAAAGACUGGGGAGAUAAUCUACCAAAAAAAACAACAAAAAAAAAACACAUUUGAUUUUUCACAUUUAUUCAUUUAUGUUGAUCAUUUAACAACAAAUAUUUCCAUGACUGUUUUCCAGCCUGGUUGUUUGAUGCGUAUUUAAUGACGGGCUGAUCCUCCAAUAGGCCCUCAGCUGCUUGCCGUUUUUUGAUGCGACGGCUAGCCUGUAUAUGAGCAGAGGGAGCAAUGCUAAGAGUGCGAGCUAGCUAAUCUAACGCAUGUAGCCUAUAGAGUUUGUACUUCAGCGAGCAUCUUCCCAUGCAGGGACUCUGUGGUGUGGAGUGUUUCUUUGCUUGGUUAUAUGCCUGCUUUGUUUGAUAAAACUGUUAAAGGAGAGAAAAGAUGAGAAGAAACAAAAAGAGAAACGUUACGUGUUUUGCAUCCAGACCAGUGGUUGUUAACCUGUUUCAAUCCGAGCACUUGAUAUUGUGAUGUUCUCCUCCAAUGUUUUUUCUAUAUCUGUGUUUGUGAUCCAUCCAUCUGUGGAGUGAACCAGCCCAUCAACAUAGCAAAGAUUAAAUUUGAUUCUCCUUUUGAAUGUUAAGUCAAGGAAUGUUUAAAUGUGCAAUGUCCCCUCUUCAAAAUUACAAAGAGAUCUUUGUUUCAAUUUGGCGAGAAAAAAGGAAUCCCCUCCCCAUGCCGAAAUAGCUGGUCUUUUUUCGGAGGUUGUCGCAGUAAUUUAGUGUUUUGUAUGUUUAAUGUGUUUUUCAAAAUCCACAGAGUGCUAAGAGUUAUAUUUUAUACUUAUUUAUUGUACAGACACAGUGUAUCCACUCUACAAGGGCCAGCUCUUAUCUCAUUACGAUACCUGCAUUUUAUUUCAUACUGUCCUGUAUGUACAGUGUAUGUAAGAAACCAUUAUAGGUCCAUUUAAAGGUUUGUAGCAGACACUCACACAGGAAUAUGACUCUUGGUAUAGUUGGCUUCUUCUCACUGUUCACCAAAUGGAUGUGUUGUAUAUGUGGCUUGGGCUUGUAAAGUAAUGAAGCUCCAUCAAUUUCAAUUUCUUUCAGGACUUUUGUACAGAAAUAAAUGAUGUUUGUCUGAA
This is a messenger RNA of Eleginops maclovinus (Patagonian blennie), 8021 nucleotides long. RefSeq names its product cell migration-inducing and hyaluronan-binding protein-like. The transcript is spliced from 29 exons. Bases 300 to 4346 code for a protein of 1348 amino acids. Lineage: Eukaryota; Metazoa; Chordata; Actinopteri; Perciformes; Eleginopidae. The record is from RefSeq and is a predicted model, not a curated record.